UUGAACGGAACUGCUUCUUUUCUUUACUCGAAACCUAAAUCUUAAUGUAAGUAGUAAGUACUGUAACUGAUUUCAUCGAGGUAAUUUCGAUUUCAGUGACCGACGCGAGUCAGAUUUCUUAUUGACAUUCCUCAGAGUAAUUAUUAUGGAUAGCGAAGCUGGCGAAGAGCUGGAAAGUGCAAGUUCUGCGAAGCAGAAAAUUUCAUCCGGUGUGGAUGUAUUGGAGAGCCAUGUUGGAAACAUCGAAAGAGAUCUCUACGCUGCUGCUGCCGAAUGUAUCGACGCAGUACUUGGUCGGCGGGCCUCUGUUAAAUCGGCGAUUUUCAACUCUCCCUUUCAGGAUAAGAGACUUCUGCUGGCGCUCACACAGAAAACCAUCGACCAUCUGCCGCAUGUCAAGAAGAUCGUUCAUGAUUCCCGUUUGUUGAAGCUCGAACCGCGCAUUACGAAGUCGAUGGCUUAUGUUGCUGCUUUUGAUAUUUUAUUUGGAAAUAUGAAAAAGAGGAAAGGCGUUGGCAGAUUGGUGGCAAAACACGAAAACGUCCUGAAGGACAUCUUGAAGGCAUACUUGAAGGAGAGAAAUAUUAACAGCAUCAAAGAGAUCAAAUCAACAAAGACUGCAAUGACGCUUUCUACACCGCGGUACGUGAGGGUAAAUACAUUGAAAACUACAACAGAGGAAGUUUGCAAGAGGCUACAAGAAGAAGGAUUUGAGCUGGAGGAAUACGAUGCUUCCAUAUCUCAGCAUACGUUUUUAAAAACCAUUAUCCGGAAAUUAAAGAAAACAGUAUUCUUCCGUGAUUACCACGUUCCUGACAUGCUGGUGUUCCAUCCUACCGUCAUAUUUCACGAUCAUCCUCUGGAGAAGGAAGGCAAGGUCAUUUUGCAAGACAAAGCCAGCUGUCUUGCCUCGUUGUUAUUAAAUCCACCUCCUGGAAGUACAGUCAUUGAUGCGUGCGCGGCUCCUGGAAUGAAAACUUCGCAUUUGGCUGCGUUGAUGAAAAACGAAGGAAAAAUUUUCGCGGUGGAUAUCCAAGAAGCUCGUUGCAAAAUAAUGAAGGAUUUGCUUAAACAUUACGGAGUGGAUUGCACCGAAGUUAUCAAUGACGACUUCCUGCAUAUUAACCCAGAAUCGGAAGACUAUUCCAAAGCAUCCCACAUCUUAGUUGAUCCCACCUGUACUGGGUCUGGAACAACUUCACGGAUCAAGCAAAAUAAGAAGAAGUUCCGUAAUACAAAAGAAGACCGGCAACGACUGCAAAAAUUAAAAGGUCUUCAGGCUACAUUGCUGAAACAUGCGCUAUCCUUUCCCAAUGUGCAGCGUGUCGUAUAUUCUACGUGUUCUAUUAAUCCGGAAGAGGACGAGGAGGUUGUCCAAGAGGCCCUGAAACCGUAUGCUGCUUCUUUUAUUCUGAGACCGUUUUCCCGAUAUCUACCCAAAUGGAGAGGUUGUGGAAAACCGAAAUAUGCUGUCGGGCCGAAUUGCCUGCGCGCGUUUACCGAGAAACACAAGACCAAUGGAUUUUUCGUUGCGGUUAUCGAGCGGAUCAAAAAUUGGAGAAGACGGGAGUAUGGAAGUGCCGGAGGCGGACGGUUCUGAUCAAACCUUACCAUUCAGUAAGCCUUCUUUUCAGUUAAAAAGAAAAGGAAACGAGCCCGAACAGAAGAAAAAGCGCCAUAAAAAGCGAUGGGAACAUUGGUCGGCUUCUGAUGCAAAUAAAGAAUGAUCAGUGACAGUUGCCAGUUUAUUGGUUUUGUUUUUAGAAUGGUUGAUUAUAUUCCGGUAUGUUGAGAACAGAAUAAAAAUUCAAACACA
Molecule: messenger RNA, 1816 nt
Organism: Paramacrobiotus metropolitanus
Lineage: Eukaryota; Metazoa; Tardigrada; Eutardigrada; Parachela; Macrobiotidae
Product: 28S rRNA (cytosine-C(5))-methyltransferase-like
Exons: 6
Coding region: 146-1600 (484 amino acids)
Biological process (GO): rRNA base methylation
Cellular component (GO): nucleolus
Molecular function (GO): methyltransferase activity
Source: RefSeq, a predicted model, not a curated record